AUGGCAAGCUACCGCUUCCUCAUCCAGCAAAUCAGUGGACACUUUGAAGGGUGCGAGUUCCUUCACGUGCCAAGGAACGACAACAAGCAAGCAGAUGCCUUGGCACAGAUCGGUUCCACCCGACAAGCCAUACCAGCCGGCAUAUCCCUCCAGCGCCUCCUCAAGCCGUCAAUCAAGCCUUCGCCAGAGUCAGACUCUAUCUUCGUGCCGGCAGCUCCUGAAACAGUCGGAUCUGACUCAAAGGCCGCAGCAGCCGGCCCAGGGACUUCGGCAGGCGGCUCGGGGACUGCUGCAGUCGAGCCCGGCCUGGGGACUUCAACAGUUGGCCCGGGGACUUCAGCAAGCGGCUCGGGGACUUCAACAACACAGCAAGAAGUGGCCAAUUCCACCCUGCCACCUCCCAACCUAGCCACCCCAAUACAAGUAGCAGUGCAGACAGUAGAAGAAAUCACAGCACCAGUAUGGGCCCAGCCUAUCCUCAACUUUCUGGUGAACAAAGAGCUGCCAGCCGAUGAAAUCUCGGCCUGA
Aegilops tauschii subsp. strangulata is the source of this 528-nucleotide messenger RNA. RefSeq lists its product as uncharacterized. The record is from RefSeq and is a predicted model, not a curated record. Lineage: Eukaryota; Viridiplantae; Streptophyta; Magnoliopsida; Poales; Poaceae.